Molecule: messenger RNA, 1056 nt
Organism: Fusarium mangiferae
Lineage: Eukaryota; Fungi; Ascomycota; Sordariomycetes; Hypocreales; Nectriaceae
Exons: 4
Coding region: 1-1056 (351 amino acids)
Source: RefSeq, a predicted model, not a curated record
AUGACCGGAAAACCAGUUUACAAACCUGACGAGAUCCGCUUUGCUUUGAGCCUCAUGGAGAAGGAUUUCUACAACGAUGCGAUAUCUAACGCUUUUCGGGAACGAUUCAACCGAGCACUGACAGACAACCAGAUUCGAUAUUUGAGGAACAAAUAUGGCAAGGAUCCUGACUAUGGAGCUCCCCUUUGCAACAAGCAAUCCAAGAAACGAAAAGAACGUCGAUCUGACUCUGGAGCUGGUUCUUCCGCUUCGCCAGGCUCAGAAGGAUCACCGGCUGAAGCCAAGAGAGCUCGCCAAGGGUCUUUCAAAGCUUCAGCAGGACCUUCUCAACAACCCCCAUACCAGUUUGAGUCCCUUCCAACGCAAUCACCAGUCAAAUUCGAAGACAUCAGGUCCCCAGGCCCGUCUUCUGUCCCCUUGUUCCACGCAGCACCAAUGGCUCAGAUGGGAAAUCUUCGUUCACCACCUCCAAAUUCCUACAGCCUCUUCUCGGGAGCACCAGCCCCGACAGGCUUGCGUUCUAUGCCUCUAGCUAACUCUUGGCAGACGCAAGCUAGGGCAGACUUUAAUACCAACUUUUCCCCGAUCAACACUCAUUUUGGUCAACACCAAAUCAAGUCACCAGAACAGGGAAGCCCUGAGGGCUGUAACGCCGCACUAUACCAGACGCCUCAUCAGUCACCCAACACCCAGCUUUCAUAUGCCUCUUAUUUGAGACAGCAACCAAUAGCUAGCUCUCACGCACCAGUCUCAUCUCCGCAGCAGACCAUGGAGAUGCCCCUAUCCAAUUUUUCUCAGCUCUCCGAUUUCGUGUAUCCUCAGCAGGUAUCACACACUGAAGAGUAUACGCAGGAGCAGGAGCAGGAGCCUGAGAUACCCAGACGAGAUGAUAUCGCCCCGAUGUAUUGUGAGGAGUACUUCGAACCAACUCAGCGAGCGGCUGAACAAGGCGAAACGCAACCCACCCAAGAUCAGGAUGAGGAAACUCCAGAGAAGCAAAUCCCACAAGAUCGUAAGCAAUCUGCUGCUUCGGGCGCCUCUCGCGACAGCAAUUAA